This is a messenger RNA of Nezara viridula (southern green stink bug), 4012 nucleotides long. The record is from the annotation of a GenBank genome assembly. Lineage: Eukaryota; Metazoa; Arthropoda; Insecta; Hemiptera; Pentatomidae.
CUCGAAUUAAAAUUGAACCUUGUCAUUUGGUAUAUUUUAAUGUAUUUUUGUUAAUAUAAAAAUUAGAAUUUAAUCGGUUGACUAUCCUGAGAGCUAUUAAGGAUUUUCGAGAUUGUUGAAUAAAAUUGUGAUAUGGUAAGAGAAAUUUUUGGAAAAGACAAGCAUAUACUCCUCCCCACCUUUUCUGCAAGAACUUUCAUUUUUUACGUACGUUUUGAGAUUCCUGCCGACAUAAUAAAUGAAGUUUCUCCGGUAUCAAGACAAGGAUCAAGAUUUUGUAAUUAUAAGAAAUUAAAAGAAUCACAAUUGAGCUCAUCCGAUGCAAUGAUUACCAUUUCACUAUAUGCAGUUCCGACUUUUACGCCACAAACCCUUUACCAACAUGUUAUAAAAAUUUCUGUCAACACUUCGACUUCAACCAUUCAUAAUAUAUUUUUAUUACAUUUCGUAGCCAAAAUUUGGUUAAUGCAACGAAAUCUCUUUUUAAAAAUGAAUACUUUUGAAUUAAUAUUAUAAUUUAAUGAAGAGAUAGUGAUCAGAAAAUUAGGGAAUUAAUUGAUAUAAGAGGUAAUUAGCGGUAAAUACUCAGAUAAUGGGAUGAGCUAAUUGUCAACUGCCCCCUCCCCGAGAGGGCUCGGCAAUGUUCGGCCCGGCGAGCGGAGGGCAACGAGAACAGGUUGAGUUGUGGGGUGAGGCCUCAAAGAUGGCGAAUGUUACGUUUUCGUGUCCGUGUUGUUUACGGUUUAGAUAUAGCCCCGAAGAAAUUGAACAGAGGACUCACAGCCAGGAAAUAGAUAAAACUAUAGAAAAAGAAAAACACUCUUUCAGGCGGCAAGUGAAACUCUUACUCCUCGGGGCAGGUGAAAGUGGCAAGUCGACUUUUCUUAAACAAAUGAGGAUUAUUCAUGGUGUCAAAUUCGAGCCAGAGCUUAUCAAGGAAUAUCAACAAUGUAUAUAUCAGAACAUAGUGAAAGGUAUGAAGGUGCUGGUGGAUGCCAGGAAUAAACUCGGUAUACCCUGGGAACACCCGGCAAACAGCGAGAAUGGGAGUUACGUUCUGAGGUACGAAAACACUAUGCCAUUGGAUACCAGGCUUUUCGUACACUAUACACCGACCCUCUUCAAUUUGUGGAAGGAUUCGGGGAUCAGAAGAGCUUUCGAGAGGAGGAGAGAAUUUCAGCUGAGUGAUUCUGUUUCAUAUUUUCUUAACAACCUCGAAAGGAUAUCGAGAGUGGAUUACAUUCCUACCAACAAAGAUAUACUCCAUGCAAGAAAAGCUACGAAAGGUAUCUCAGAAUUCACCAUUCCCAUUAACAACAUACCUUUUAGAUUUGUUGAUGUUGGUGGUCAACGAUCCCAAAGGCAAAAAUGGUUUCAAUGUUUUGAGUCUGUAACGUCCAUUCUUUUCCUUGUAUCAUCUUCAGAAUUCGAUCAAGUACUUGUGGAAGACAGGAGGACCAAUAGAUUGGAAGAAUCGAAAAACAUUUUUGAUACUAUAGUAAAUAACCAAUUCUUCAAAGACUCCUCUAUAAUUUUAUUUCUUAACAAAACUGAUCUGUUAGCUGAAAAAUUGAAAUCUGGUGAAACCAGCAUCAGGUGGUACUUUCCGGAAUUCUCAGGAGAUGAAAAAAAGUUGCAGGAUGUUCAAAACUUCCUUCUUGAAUUUUUCAGAUCAGUUAAGAGGGAACCAAAGAAACCAUUGUUCUACCAUUUUACCACAGCUGUCGACACAGAAAACAUAAAAGUUGUUUUUAAUGCUGUCAAAGAUACAAUCCUUCAUAGGAAUCUCGAAAGUCUUAUGCUUGAAUGAGGAAUGACCAAAAUAUUGAGUAAUAAAAGCAACUUAUUAGCUUUAACAUUAAUGAAAAAAAAGUCGAUAUCUCAUUUCCUUAGUGAUAUUAUUAUUAAUUAGUACAUGUCUUUUUUAUAUAUGUAAUGUAACAUAUAUGGAUUGUAACACAUUGUAUAUUAAAUUAUCAACUAUGUUCUUAUAAUUUUUUUAUGGGUAAUUUUUUUUUCUCUUUUGUUCUUUUCUUUUUAUUUAUUUAUUCUGUGUACAUAUAUGAGUUAACAUGUUGUGGAUGAAUUCAUGAGUUUUGAGAUAUAUAAUUUUUCAUUCCAAAAUAUUUAUGAUUCAUUUAUAUUUAAGCUUUACUGUCAGAAGUAAAAAUGCAUUUAUAACCACUAAAAAUAUUUAAUCAAAUUAAAUUAAACAUGAUUUAUCCUUGAAUUGUAAGCAGAGUCACGUAUUCAAUUAAUUUAAAAUGGUUUCUUCUAAAUUGAACAAAUUAAAUUUUUCCCUUUUUUUAAACAAUUGAAUCUCCAUUUCGGAAUAUUGAUUGAUCAUCAUCAAUAUUUUUAAUUGUUGAAAAUCAGUUUAACAUUCUCACUUCUUAUAACUCAGUUAUUUUCUUUCAAUUACAGAAUCUCAAUCCACCUCCGAAUUGCAAGUAUGCGAUCUGAAUAAACUGUGAUUAUUUGUGAUUUAUUUUUGUUUAUAUAAAAACAUACUAGAAUAUAUCAAAAUUUUAUUGAGUAAGUUAUCAGACAUCACAUGUAAUUUAUAUCAGUCUUCCUUAAUUCUAAUUAAUUAAAAUGAUGAUCCCUGUCAAUGAAUUGACAAUAAAAAUAAUGUCUUAUAGAGUUAUAAUUGUUAUUUUUGUAUUCAUAUUUUUAUGUAUAUAUGUAUAUGCAUACAUUUAUCUGCUGUCUGACAUUUUCUAUUAUAUUUUAAUGUACAUAAAAUCAAGAUAAUGUAAAUGGGCUCAUUGUAUAUAUAAAGAGUACUAAGCUGAUUAAACUGUAUAUGAAGGAAGUAUACUGUACAAAAAUGAAUAUAUACAAGUCUAUUUUUUCUCUAUAUUUUGUAUAUCGAUGAAUGUUUGUAAAUUUAUUAUUUUUGCAUUGAAUUUUGUAUAUAAAAGAAGUACUAAUAUAAUAUUUUUAAUAUGUAUUCUUUUUUACUGACUGGUUUAUUGAAAAAGGGAAUACCAUUUGAUUAUUGGGACCAAUAAUGUAUUUUGUAUUAUUUAAUAAGAAUCAUAAGAGAUACUGUUAUUAAGUUUUGUGGCUAAGUACUAGUUCUAUCAUCUUGUGAUAAAAUGUCUGUUUAUUCCCUUUUCAUUGCAAUAUAAUCAAUCGAGUGAACUCAAUUAUCUGAUUAUUGUGCUUAUCAAUGAAGUUGAUAUUAUGAAUAUAAUGUUCACCUAGCUUGCAGUGCCUUGAAACCCAACUUAGGCUAAUUACCAAAACAGCAGAACCAUUACUGUAGGCCUUGGCCCUUGAAGGGAUAUUGCUGUUUAAAAUUUAUAUUAAAUAUUUUAUUACUAAACCACCCCUGGGAUUACUGAUCUAUGUAUAUUUUCUUAAUAAAUGACAUCACAGAUAGAUCUUUGCAUGCCUUAGAAAUAUAAUGCGUUGUAUUAUAUUUUUUUGACCAUUGCUCAUUUACGAUUUAAAGUCAGCCAUAUUUAAAUUUUUGUUGAAUUAAAUAUUUAGUUUGCACAAUUAACACGUGCCAAUAAUUUAUUAUUUAUUGUAAAGUAUAAUCAUUUUAUAUUAAAUAUAUAGAUAUCUCAUUUUUGUGUAAAUUAAUAAUUAUAAUACUUAUUUAGUUAGAAUUUUUGUCUUGUUUAUAUAAUCAGAUAUUUUAUUUUAUAGAAAAAUAUAUGUAUAUUAAUUUGUAUUCUUGUUGAUCCAACUAUAUGUCUAGUCAUUGGAUUUUUAAAAAAUAAUUUCUUAUAAAGGUUGUUUAAGUUAUGAUAUUUUCACAUCUAUUAGUGGUAUAAGUGCUCUCUAAAGAUUAAUUUUCUACGAUAUUGAUUUAAUUUUGCAAUAAAAUGGUACAUGUUCUCAUUAUAUACACAUAUUGUUAAUUAUUAAGAUCUUUAAAUUGUUUGACUUAUUAUUAUUAUUUUUUUUAUGACAAUUCUUAAUUUUAUAAAAAUAAAACAGUACAACAUAAUAUAUAUGAGGUUUAUACAUGGCAUUUAAUUUUUGAACUCUUUAACCC